AUGUGUGUGGCGGGAAGACAAAUAAACGGUUACAUCGAGAGGAGAGCUGGAAACAAAGCCGGAGAUGGGGACAAAGCGACAGACAGUGAGAUGUGUGAACGUGGUGGUGGUGCAGGGGGGGUCCCUCUCUCCGCCACCUGUUCAACCCCACCCCCCUUUUACCACCAUCAGCACCAGGACUGGGUGACGAGUGGACAGAUGUGGGCGGCCUCCUCUCGCCUGGUCAGCUCUGCCAAAGCUCGCAGUCCAGUGCUUAAAACGCCUUCGUACGAGCCACCCGGACUCCGGCCAGAAGACUCCAGUCUGCAGCUGACUCUGCGUCAUCAAGAGGUCAGCGAGGGGGUGAGGCAGGAGGCGGCAGAGGGAAACAGGAGCCUCCCGGGCUGGCAGAGUGGAAGGCCUGGUCCUCAGGUCGGCAGGGAGCUUGCGUUGGCUCUGGCUGUGCCGCCCACAGCCGGCCGUGCUCUCCGGGACACCAGCGCCACCUGCUUACUCUGUGAGGCAGCUUUGGAGCGCAGUGGGGGGCUGGGCGGACCCACGCACUCACAACAUGUUUCACCAGUUUGUUUGGAAACCUGCAGCCAGUGA
Molecule: messenger RNA, 588 nt
Organism: Knipowitschia caucasica
Lineage: Eukaryota; Metazoa; Chordata; Actinopteri; Gobiiformes; Gobiidae
Source: the annotation of a GenBank genome assembly